Molecule: messenger RNA, 1784 nt
Organism: Gavialis gangeticus (Gharial)
Lineage: Eukaryota; Metazoa; Chordata; Crocodylia; Gavialidae
Gene: TBC1D13
Product: TBC1 domain family member 13
Exons: 12
Coding region: 62-1264 (400 amino acids)
Biological process (GO): activation of GTPase activity; intracellular protein transport
Molecular function (GO): GTPase activator activity
Source: RefSeq, a predicted model, not a curated record
GCCGGGUUUCCCGCCGGAGCGCUUAUCUCGGGGCGCAGGCGCGGGACAGCAGGAAGUCACCAUGUCGAGUCUGCACAAGAGCAGGAUCGCGGAGUUUCGGGACGUGCUGGGCGAGGCCGAGGUGGCUCUGCCGAAGCUCCGCGCGCUCUGCUUCAGCGGGAUUCCUUUUGACGGCGGGCUGCGCUGCCUCUGCUGGAAGAUCCUUUUGAACUACCUCCCAGUGGACAAAGCAGUAUGGAGUUCUCUGCUGAAGAAGCAGAGGGAACUGUAUUCCCAGUUCCUGAAGGAAAUGAUUAUCCAGCCUGGGAUAGCCAAAGCCAACCUUGGUGUCUCCAGGGAGGAUGUAACCUUAGAGGACCAUCCACUCAAUCCAAACCCAGACAGCCGAUGGAAUACUUACUUCAAGGACAAUGAAGUCCUGCUGCAGAUAGACAAGGAUGUCAGGAGGCUAUACCCAGAUAUGGCAUUCUUCCAGCGCCCAACUGAGUAUCCUUGCCUGCUAAUCUUGGACCCCCAGAAUGACUUUGAGACACUACGCAAGCGGGUGGAACAGACAACACUCAAGUCGCAGACAGUAGCACGAAACCGGAGUGGUGUUACAAAUGUGAGUUCCCCUCUCAAACCAUCUGCUCCUCAUUCAUUGAGUGAAUAUGAAGUUCUGCCUAAUGGUUGUGAAGCUCACUGGGAGGUGGUAGAACGGAUUCUAUUCAUCUAUGCAAAGCUGAAUCCAGGGAUAGCAUAUGUCCAGGGAAUGAAUGAAAUAGUGGGGCCUCUUUACUACACCUUUGCUACGGAUCCCAACAGCGAGUGGAAAGAACAUGCUGAAGCAGACACCUUUUUCUGCUUCACCAAUCUAAUGGCUGAGAUCCGGGACAACUUCAUUAAGAGCCUGGAUGAUUCUCAGUGUGGCAUUACCUACAAAAUGGAGAAGGUCUACUCCACCCUGAAGGAGAAGGAUGUAGAACUGUACCUUAAACUGCAAGAACAGAACAUCAAGCCUCAGUUCUUUGCCUUCCGCUGGCUAACACUGCUGCUGUCCCAGGAGUUCCUGUUGCCUGAUGUCAUCCGUAUAUGGGACUCUCUCUUUGCUGAUGACAACCGCUUUGACUUUCUUCUGCUCGUUUGUUGCGCCAUGUUGACACUAAUCCGGGAUCAACUGCUGGAAGGGGACUUCACUUUAAACAUGAGGCUGCUACAGGACUAUCCCAUCUCUGAUGUCCAUCUGAUUUUGAAGAAAGCAAAGGAGCUUCAGGAUUCCAAAUAGUCCAUGAGCCUGGUGGUGUCAGAGGAACUGUGCAGUAGCAUAUGCUAGGAGACGCCCUCUUACAGUUCGGAGCUCCUGCAAGCCUCUGCAGGGCAUUGGGUUUUGUGUUCUACCUACUGGCCUUGUUGAAGACUUCCUUCCACUAUUUAUUAGGUCAUGGACUGACUAUUCCCAGCUAGACAGGUCCUGCACUCCAGGUUUUCUGAAUCUCUUAACUCCAUGCUGCCUAAGCAGCUCUCUGUAUCUUUUUUUUUUUAAUGACUUUUUUAAGUUUGGGGAGAUAGAAACUGUUUAGCUAAGUAUUCCUCAAAGUCUUACAAAACACUUUUUUUUGUGUCUAGCAUUAUGAAGGCGUGUGCUCACACAUGGGGAUUUCUGUGAUAGGGGAAAGAAUGGGAUGGAUCCAGUGGAGUUUGGUGGGUAAGUAGAGAGUCUCCCUUGUAAAUAGAAUGUGUCCCACUUGAUCAGCAGGAUUCUGUGCCUGUGUCUGCACCUUGUCCUCUCUUGGGCAUGCAACAAG